Drosophila pseudoobscura is the source of this 1846-nucleotide messenger RNA. RefSeq names its product 26S proteasome non-ATPase regulatory subunit 5. Gene Ontology annotation, biological process: proteasome assembly. Gene Ontology annotation, cellular component: cytosol. The coding region runs from base 112 to 1632 and encodes 506 amino acids. The transcript is spliced from 2 exons. The record is from RefSeq and is a predicted model, not a curated record. NCBI's taxonomy places the organism in Eukaryota, Metazoa, Arthropoda, Insecta, Diptera, Drosophilidae.
CGUCACCGACCGUCACUAGCCAGCACUUUAAAUUUUAUCAACUCAUUCAAUAUCGAUAGGCUGCUUAUUUUGCUGCAUUUUGAAAGAAAUUUAUAUACAUAAACGCAAGUAAUGGAGACGACCUGGUGGGUGGCUAACUUAAAGGCACUGAAGUCCAAGGACCAGCGCCUUGGGGCGCUAACUAAAAUGAAGACGGCAAUCAGCAAGGCGCCAACUCUGUCGCGCGAAACGAUCGAGCUGCUGUUGACCUGUCCGGAGUUGUACGAGUGCGCGACGCUUGCCGGCGAGGAUGAGCAGAAGAAGUUGGACCAGCCAGUUGUCGAUGCGGCUAUAGAGCUACUGGGCCUCAGCCUGGAUCCACUCCAAAUGGAUACCGAGGACGUGAAGCUGCCGGGACUGCUUAAACGCGGGCUGACCCACUCCAAUUCCGCCGUUCGUUCGAUUGUACUCAACAACCUGCUGCGAGAGCUGCGCCGCCAGACCAAGGAGGGCGCUGUGCGUCCGCUUCCCAGCAACGAGCUGAUCGUCUAUGUGCUGAACGAGCUGCUUCAGCGCGAGUCGGACUGCAGCAGUGCAGCCAUCAGCAUUCUAGCGAUUGUCCUUACAGUACGACUCGACGAUGCCGAGAUACAGUCGAGGCUGGUGCAGUUGCUGCAACAGAAUGAGAUCAUCCGAUGCCGCGCAUACGAGCUGGGCGUAAUGCUGGCCAAGCGCAAUGCAAGCUCGCUCAAAAGCGUGGAAUUCAUCCUGGAUGCUGCCCUCACUGAGCUGGACAACACCGAUGUGCUGCUGCAGGCCAGUGUCAUGGAGAUCCUUGUGCCGCUGGCGGACCAGAACCACGGGCUCACCUACAUGGAGCGCCGUCGCGUAUUCGAUGUGAUCAGCUCCCGAGUGCAGAGAAUCGAGCAGGAGCCGCUCAACAUUCUGCUCAUUCCAAAUAUCAUGAAGUUCUUUGGCAAAAUUGGCGCCAUCCAGCCGCAAAAGAUCAUCAACGACUACCCCGUCAUGGUGGAGUGUCUUUUCAAUCAGCUGAAACAUGAAAACGAGAGUAUCCUGCCCAUAGCAAUGGAGACGCUGGCAAAUUUGUCGAGCACAUCGCAGGGGAAGGUUCUGAUCUCUAUGAACUUCCAGCCGGCCAUGCUGCUGGCGCUGAAAUCUAUUGGUGUCUACGUCCAAAAGCUAUCGCCGAAAAUUAAAGUACGUCUGCUCGAGUCACUCAAUAUUAUACUGGGGACAACGGUGCGCCCCAACUCAGAUAUCACCACGCUCCUUUCCCAGUGGUACCAGAGCUUUGCCGGGGGCCCUCAGGUGAACUACCUCAUGGACUUAUACAACACACCCUUCGACGAUCUACAGAUCGCUGCUCUAACGCUGCUCAAGACCCUCUGCACAUACCGCUGGGGCAUUGAGGCCCUGCGUGGCACUGGAGGGGCCGUAGAGCACCUGCUAUCGCGUCAGCGUCAUCUCCACAAGGAUGUCAAGUAUCUAAAAUGGGAGAUAUUGGGACUGCUAGCGGGCAGCUCGGACUUCACGGCCACGGAGACAGUGCGCUUCACUGCCUACGUGAAUGAGGGACCCUAUUAUGUGCCUACGCAAGUGAACAUUGCCACCGAGUCGCAGGGCAACGCUUAGAAGACGAGGACCACCACCUACAAGCACCGACGCGGGCAGCAAUAUCAACAGCUCGAAAUAGAAGAUAGAGACACAGAAUACAUCAAAGUCAAAAUUUUGUAGUUAAACUUUCACUAGGAACCGCAUCGGAUCGGAUCGGACAUGUAUGGUUUUUUUUUGGCUUAGUAGAUAGAUAGAUUCUUUUUGAUUACAAAUCGAAUGCAAAGCAAAUGGA